Ochotona princeps (American pika) is the source of this 1171-nucleotide messenger RNA. Its product is annotated as sodium/potassium transporting ATPase interacting 3. Bases 140 to 400 code for a protein of 86 amino acids. The transcript has 4 exons. The record is from RefSeq and is a predicted model, not a curated record. NCBI's taxonomy places the organism in Eukaryota, Metazoa, Chordata, Mammalia, Lagomorpha, Ochotonidae. Gene Ontology annotation, biological process: regulation of sodium ion transport.
CCUGCUAAAGCCCAGGAACUUGAGUUCCCAUCAACAAGGUGGUAAACCGAGAUGGAAUUCCUGCCUGUUUGUUUCAACCUGACCCAGACCUGCCUGUUAAACUGGAAGGCAAACUAUUGGACAGAAGGAUACUGAUCUAAUGACUUUCAACAUCUCUGUACAUCGGUCAUGGUGGAGGGAGCAUGGGCCUGGUUGUGUCCGAAAAGUGCUGCCUCCCACAGCCCACGGCAUGAUGGACGAUUACACCUACGUGUCAGUCACGGACUGCCUUGUCGACUUCCAGUAUCUGGAGGUCAUCCACAGUGCAGUGCAAAUACUUCUCUCUUUGGUUGGGUUUGUGUAUGCCUGUUACGUGAUCAGUAUUUCCAUGGAAGAAGAGGACACCUGUCGAAAUAAGUAAUGACAUUGACCCUGAACUGCGGCUGCUGAACUUGAAUUAGGGAGCAAGGCAUCACUGACAGCCAGAACCUCACCUCGGUGGAUCAACCUGCAUCCCGUCCCUUCCUGAGGAUGGACUGUGCCUCCCUGCCUUCCUCUGAGUCAGAGUUCAAAGAACUCAGCUUGGGUAUUAUUAGCAUUGUUCACUAGAUGAGUUCUAGGUGCUUGGGUGGGUAUUUUUAAAAUAAUUUUCUUCUUAUAUGAACACUUGUAAAUUGUAAAAAAAAAAUGGUUUUUAAUUUUUUAACAAUAUUGAACGCGAGGCAUGCACAAUGAAGAUCUGUAAAACAUUCUGCAGUCAAUUCUAAGAGAAACAUUGGCGUGUGUUGUGGGAGUGCUAAGUCAGUAUAUUGUUGACCGUGAAGUUAUGGAUUUGUGUUAGCAAACACCGCCUAUGGUCAUCAGGCCCUGCGACAGCCAACACAUAGAUUCAAAUAAUAAAGCAGGCUUUCAGACUGAUUGUAGAGCAUUGCUUCAACACUGUAAGACAAAAUCUGGAGCCAGUUUUUGUUUUCAGCUUUCCAAACCCCAGAAUAAUAUUAUGGGAAUUUAAUGUUUUAGAUUCAUGCAUGACACCCUGUUCUGUACUUUUGAAAACUAAAUAUAUACAUGUGUCAUGGCUUCAUAAGAGAACGAAAUUAUUAGUAGAGCCCUUCCCCCUUAGUAGGAACACAGGUGUCUCUGAGGUCCAUAUGUUUUACUCUUUAUCCCACUCCUGACACUGGUGCCAGCA